GAUGUAAUUAUUGCAGUUGUUAAAGAUGCUUUACCUAAUAUGCCUGUUAAACGCUCUGAUAUUGUACGAGCUGUUAUUGUUCGUACACGUAAAGGGAUUCGUCGUGAAAAUGGAAUGAGCAUACGUUUUGAUGAUAAUGCUGCCGUUAUUAUUAAUAAAGAAGGAAAUCCACGUGGUACACGUGUUUUUGGUCCUAUUGCACGCGAACUACGUGAUAAGAAUUUUACAAAAAUAGUGUCUCUAGCACCUGAAGUUUUAUAA
This is a messenger RNA of Volvox carteri f. nagariensis, 261 nucleotides long. RefSeq lists its product as uncharacterized. Gene Ontology annotation, biological process: translation. The annotation marks the transcript as partial. The record is from RefSeq and is a predicted model, not a curated record. NCBI's taxonomy places the organism in Eukaryota, Viridiplantae, Chlorophyta, Chlorophyceae, Chlamydomonadales, Volvocaceae. Gene Ontology annotation, molecular function: structural constituent of ribosome; large ribosomal subunit rRNA binding. The transcript has a single exon. Gene Ontology annotation, cellular component: ribosome; cytosolic large ribosomal subunit.